This is a messenger RNA of Boeremia exigua, 2499 nucleotides long. RefSeq names its product WD40-repeat-containing domain protein. Gene Ontology annotation, cellular component: cytoplasmic dynein complex. Gene Ontology annotation, molecular function: dynein heavy chain binding; dynein light chain binding. The record is from RefSeq and is a predicted model, not a curated record. Gene Ontology annotation, biological process: transport along microtubule. NCBI's taxonomy places the organism in Eukaryota, Fungi, Ascomycota, Dothideomycetes, Pleosporales, Didymellaceae. Bases 166 to 2307 code for a protein of 713 amino acids. The transcript is spliced from 3 exons.
CCACACCUCGCAACGACGCCGGCAUUUCUCUGUUUCUCUGCGGGGCAAUGUCUGGGAGGGGGGUGUAGGAUCUGACGCCUUUCGUACACAGCCCGUAAUCGCGCCUGCAUAUCGCCGCAGCGCGCCCACGAGCCCCGAGCUCACCCCACACUCCAUACCGCGACCAUGGAGGCCUCCUCGUUUGAGCAGCGGCGCCAGGAGAUCCUCGCGAAGAAGGCCAAGCUCGCCGAGCUGAAGCGGCAGCGCGAGCUGCGCAAGGAGCAGGCCGGCUCGGGCAGGCAGUCCAGCACGGCGAGUCCGCUGGGCGAGGUGCUGUCGCCCACGCCGCGCCGCAGCCAGGACCUCGACCGCAGAGCCGACGUCGACAGCCUCAUCAACAACAUCCUCGGCGACCGCCGCCCCGGCUCGACCCAGCCCGGCUCGCCAGCAGUGCGCGCAACGCGACCGACGUCCGUAGUCAGCGCCGGACAGCUCAGCAGCGACAAUGAGCCUGCGUCGCCCGCACAGUCGCGCAUGGUCGAUGGCGAGUCGCAGACCAUCUCCUUUGGCCCGCUCGCCACCGUUUACGAGUCGGCCGGCGACGGGCAGGUCACCGCCGAGGCCAACACUCAGAAAGAGGUCAUCACCUACAGCAAGGGCGUGCAGGCAAGCAUAGACUGGAGCCCGCAGAAGUCACGAGGCGUGGGAGGCAGCGACACAGAACGCGACGAGAGCCCGACACGGUCACCACGCAGCAAGCGACUGAGCCGGAGACAGAAAGAGAGGGACGAGGAGAUCCGCGCCCAGCUACGGAAGGAGAUCGAGGAGGAGAUCAAGACCGCACAACAAGCGCCCCAAGACGGCACAGUGGCGAGCUCAGACGAGAACUACCCGUUCAAGACCCUCACCAACGAGGAGCUGACCGCGGUCGAGAACUCGGACGACUUCAUCGGCUUCGUGGAGAGAAGCACAAAGGUGCUAGAGAGGGCGUUGGACCAGCAGCUUGGAUACGACAUUCUGGCAGACUACGCGCUCGACGGCAUAGACAUUGGCGACGAGGACGAGGGCUACGGCACCAGCGCAGGCAAGAAGGGCAGGCGCAUCAAAGAGGUCGCACAGUUCUGGGACGAUCGAUGGAGCAAGAAGAGGAUGAUCUCGGAUCUAGGCUUCUCGCCAAAGUUCCCGGAGCUUGUCUUAGCCUCAUACACAAAGAAUCCCUCUGCUCCCCAUGACCCAGAUGGUUUGGUACAAGUCUGGAACAUGCACAUGCACGACCGGCCUGAGUAUAUAUUCCACGCCCAGUCGGACAUCCUCACUGCAAAGUUCUCUCCUUUCCACCCGAAUCUCAUCAUCGGCGGUGCAUACUCGGGUCAGGUCCUGCUAUGGGACACUCGUGCAAAGUCCACCCCGGUGCAGAAAACACCGCUGACAGGGUCUGGGCACACACAUCCCGUCUACUCGAUAGAUAUCGUCGGAACGCAAAACGCAAACAACAUCAUCUCCUGCUCGACAGAUGGUGUCGUCUGUGGCUGGACAGUGGACAUGCUUACCCAACCGCAAGAGUUCCUCGAGCUCACCUCACCACCACCGGCGAAGACUGACGACAUGGCUGUUACAUGUGUCGCCUUCCCGCAAUCAGACCCAACAUACUUCCUUGCCGGCACAGAGGAGGGCUCCAUCUAUCCAUGCCACCGCUACGAUCGCGCAGGCGCGAAGGCAGGCGUGGACGGACGAGUCAAGUACUCCGGCCACGCGGCUCCAGUGAUGAGUCUGGACUUCCACCCCACGAAGGGACAAAUCGAUCUCGGCGACCUCGUCCUGUCUUCCAGUGUGGACUGGAGCGUCAAGCUGUGGAAGGUCCGUCCACCAGCGGCCACCGGCUCAGGCAACGCCAUUCUUCCUGGUGCUACACAGCAAGUCACACCGGUCCUGGAUAUUGCGCGCGAAGACCUCGUCUACGAUGUACGCUGGUCGCCAGUCAAGCCUUCCGUGUUCGCACUCGUCGACGGUGCAGGCAGUCUUGAAGUCUGGGACAUCAACGUCGACACCGAAGUCCCUGUCCAGUCCAUCAAGCCGAGCGACGGCAAGAGGGGCGCUUUUGCGAACAUGCCAACAGGCAUGGGCUACAUGAACCGCAGUCUUAACAAAUUGGCCUGGGAGAGGACCGAGGGUCGACGCGUAGCCGUCGGUGGAAUGGACGGCGUCGUGACAGUCUUCGAGGUCGGCCAGGAUCUAGGCGGUGUUGAGACAAGGAACGAAGAGUGGAGCGGCGUGAAGAAGCUGGUGAACCGGCUGGAGGGCCAUGGCGACGGCGUCAAUGGCAGGUAGAGUCGCUUUUCGCCACCAUGAGUGCCCAUCGACCUCGGUCUGUUUGGUCAAGUCAUGGAGCAGGGUUUCUUUGGAGGAGUCGAUACUUGGUCAACAUACCCCUUGUGCUUUCAAAUAGACUUGCGCACACUGCACGACGGAACUACCAACCAGAAAUGAAAGUGUGUGUAAAGCUCGCGUCCUCUAUUUUCA